CAGAAAACUGAUUUCAAUAUCUUACUUCUUGGUGGUAACUGUCAUCUUCUGAGACCAUUGCUGUAUGUGUAAUUAAGAAGGCUUUUUUCCUGUGUGCAUUUACCACGUUUCUUAGAUGAUUUAAUUUACUAUUUUAUAAUUGAGGCCCUUCUGGAGUUCUGUAGACUUACCUAAAUAAUCUGGUGUUGAUGGCAUAAUUGUCUAUUUUCAUGCACUUUUCUUUCUGAGAAAUGCUGAGAGUUCACUGCAGCACCUUCUGUGCCUCCAAUGCUGAAGCUGAUGGUUCCUUUUGCUUUUUUAAUUUCAGCAAUUCUCUAUCCAUCUAAGGAUGUUUCCUUAUUUCCUCAGUUAGUUCAAUUUCUUAAAUAUUAAUUCUUAAAUACUGUUUAUACUAGUGAGAGAUUUGGGAAUUUGUAAUUAUAUUGACUGAUUACUGAUGCCUUUGCAAAACCUAUUUGAAGUCUAUGUCAGUGAAUUGUGUUUUGGUCAAGUGAUGAUUGUUCCCUUCUUAUGCAGCUGAGUAGAUGAAUUGCAAAAAUGGCAGCCAGGAAGGAGAUGCAGCUUGAAAAGUUAAUUGAUGAAGCUUCAAGAAAAAAAGAUUUCCAAUUAUUAGAACAAUUUCUGGUGACAGAAGAUGAUGAAAAUAUCUCUCACAAAUGCAGCAAACAGUUUGUCAACAAAUUAGACAAGCUUCUGUGUCAGGAACUUGGCAAACAAGAAGUCAAAAGCGUUUCCACUUUACUAAAUUCUAUUCAGAAAUGUGGGGAAAAAAUCAGCAUAGCAGGAGAAGAUGGGCUCCCAGCAAUGAUAAAAUACGGUCUUAUUGGAAGGAUGGUUAAUUGGUUUGAAAAGGUAAAAGGAAUUUUUAUCCUCAGAGGAAAUGAGAAGAAUGAAAUGCUUACAAAUCUGGCUGAAGAUUUCUUCAACAUCUUGCUGGCUAUAUGUGAUAGCAGACCUGAAGGUAAAAUGCAAAUACUAGAAAACUUUGUUCUGAGAACAUGCACCCUCAUCGCUGAUUCAAGAAUUAAUAUUUAUGUUCAGCAGGAGGUAAUAAGGAAACUUAAUUUGAUGCUUAACAAUAUACCUCGAGAUGCCAGGAAGAAGAUAUUUUCUACAAAGGAUAUGUUGGUUGUCAUGAGUAACAUGGGGAGGAGAAUUUUAGAUGCUGGAGACUAUGACCUGCAAGUAGCUAUUACUGAAGCCUUAUGCAGAAUGAUACCAGAGAAACAAAGAGGAGAACUGGCAUGUGAGUGGUUUUCCAUGGAGUUUGUGUCCAGUGCAUUUAAAGGAAUAAAAGAUUCCGAGUUUGAAACAGAUUGCAGAAAAUUUCUUAACCAAGUGAAUGGCAUGCUUGGAGACAAAAGAAGGGUUUUUACAUAUCCGUGUUUAUCAGCUGCUCUUGAUAAAUGCGAGCUACAGAUACCAUUGGAUGAAAAUCUUGAAGAGUUUUGGAUUGAUUUCAAUGUUGGCAGCAGCAGUAUAUCUUUCUACGUGGCAGCAGAUGAUGCAGAUCAUCAGUGGGAAACAGUCAUUAUACCAGAAGAAGCAGUGGACUUGUACAGCCUUGAAGAAAAAGAUUCAAAGAAAUUGUUAACAAUAGAUCUAAAAAGCCCAAUGAAUGUGGGUAAUAGAGAAGGAAAGACAUUUUCUUUAUAUUUUGAUUCUAUUUUGGACGUCAAAGAUGUAACCACAAAGAUUUAUGGUUUUAGUAAAUGUAAGGGCUUUAGUAAGAAGCAGACUGCAUCAAUUGCCAAAACAACUGUACAUGUCAUCUUUGAUGAAAGCGGAUCACAGGUUCUAAUACCAGAAAGUCAGUUGUCACCAUGUUUGGAAGACAAAUGUGAAGAAGAGGAGAAAGUCAGUAAGUACAGAACCCAGCAAUUUCCUGGAACUUCGAGGGCUCUGAAUAAACGUAACAGUCAAGAAAAACACAGAGGUAGUUCCUCUGCGAUAACUGCAUCUUGUAAAAGGAAAGUGUCUGAAGCAUCUGUGCUUAUUCCUGCAACUACAAGAUUUUCCACAAGGAGUCCACUGGUAUUUGUUAACACAUCCACUCCUGGUAAAGGACGAUUUAAAUUACCUUUGGAAAUGAUUAGCUCUGCUGAAAGGUCUAACAGUAGUGCAGUAAAUGGGACCAGAACAAAGAAUUUCUAUCAAGAACCUAAUGGAAGUGGGCAAAAAUGUACAGUAGACAAUGGAUUUUGUGAAAUGGAACAGAAAAUCAAGAAGUCAAAUAUCAGAAAUGAGGCAAAAUUGCCUGGACAGCAAGUAAGUGCUGAAGAAGUUUUAGAAAUGAUGCAAGAGGCAGAAAAUGGGGCCACACAAAAGCAAGCCUUAGAUGAAGCGCUAGAUAUUGUUCCUGAUUCUCAGCCAGCAGGGAGAAGCAGCAAACCUUUGUUGCCUGGAGUUCUGGAGUGUUCUCUUGAUAAAACUAAUACACACAAAAAAAGAGCGUGCUCUGUUCCUAAGAAGAAUAUAACAACUGGUGACAGGCAAAAGCUAAAUCUAUCGUUGGCACAUACAUCCCAUCCAGCUAGAGUGUCCAAAACAUCUUUACAUACUGAUCUUACAAAAGAGGAACGUGAUGUUCUUUGUAGAAAAGAGACUGCAAAUUCAAAACAAUCUGAGACGAAAACAAAUUCUAAUGAAGUGACAGAUGCAACAAAAUCACUGAUUAGUAAAAUUAGUGACAGAUAUAAAAUAAAGACUGAUGAGAAAAUCAAAACAAGAGACUCCUUGUGUUUUAACAGGCCACAUUUAGAUAAAUCCUAUGUCUCUAAGGAAGAAGUUCAGGAUAAAAGCCUGAAAACUACUACUUUUCUUAAUAUAACUGCUGGUCAUAUUAUGGAUGAUGUCUACAACUUUAACAUCAGUGGUUUUGAUGAGCCUACAAUAAAGCUUGGAAUGAAAGAAUUGCAUGGUACUGAACCAAGUGUUCAUAUAGAUCCAAACAAAAAAGGGAGCGCAGAUGACAGUAAAACUAGUGCUGAAGUGAAAGGAAAAAAAAAAACUAGAAACAAUCAAAACAAGAAGCAUCUCUUUAGUGACACAGACACAGAAUACAGAUGUGAUGACAGCAAGACAGACAUUAGUUGGCUACAAGAAUCAAAUAGAAAAUCUAAACCCCAGUUAAUUGAUUACAGUAGAAAUAAAACCUUAGGGAAACCAAUAAGCACAGACAAAACAGAUCUGUUCCCUGAACCUGCUCACCAUGUGGAUAAACCUAAAGGCAAAAAUGCAAGUAAGAAAAAGAUAAAUGAAUGUAAAAAACAGAAUUCAAGAACUGAUGAAAUGAUAGAACAAACCACCAGGCAAAAGCGACCUCGAAGAGCAGCAUUAGCAAAAAAUUACAAAGAGCCGUCCAGUUCUGAGUCAGAGUGUGAAACGAGAGCUUCAGCAUGCACCUCUAGGGAGGUGAAAUCAAAAAUAAAGAAACACACAAAUGCGAAAAACAAGGAUGAUAAUCCACAAAAGGAACUCCAGAAUACUUUAUCUACGAAGUCAAAGACAGUAGCUGCCUUUGUACAUAAAGCAUUUAUUGUAUCAAAGAAUUCUGCCAAACAAAAUGAAAUUGAAAUACUUUCACCUGGGAGUCCUGCAUCUCUUGAGAAAAUGAGAUGUGCUGAAAGAAUAUCAGAAGGAGAUGUUACUCAAGAGCAUAGUUAUAGUGAAAUUCGAUCACCAGAUCUUCAGGAGUCAACACCAGAAAAAAAUGAAAUGUUAAACUUUGAGGCAGCAAUCUGUCCCGACAAUUACUGUUCACCAAAAAAGAAUAUUGAAAGUACAUGUCUAAAUCAGUCCCCUGAGAUGACUGGUAAAAAGUUAACAUUUGGAAAUAAAAGGUCCUCACCAGUUUUAUCUGAAGUAUCUUUGCUCAGCUUAACAACAUACAAAACUGUGAGUGGAAAACAUGCAAAGGGAUCUGGAUCUGAAGCAUGUGAUAAUAAUGAACAUUCAAGUUUUAGACGUUGCCUUACAGACACACCUUCUAUGAAAGGAAAAGUAGACAAAAUCACUAAACCUAUCAUCAAAAAUAAAGACAAGGAUUGUGUAUCACCGUCUCCAUUGUCUGUUUCCAGUGGAAGUAAAGCACAGUCUUGGAGUGAGGAACCUUGUGGCCCCAUACGUGAGCCAGGACCAAUUAUGCAGACAGUUCUCAAACGAACGUACCACAGUGAUACAGAAAGCAAUUCUGAUGAUGCAGAAGCAAGCAAAAGGGAGGAAAAGAAAGGAAACAGAAGAAUAAAGUUACAGCCUAGAAAAUUAUUUAAAACAGAUGAUGCUGUUAAUUACAGAGUGUCUGAAAGCAUAUCUGCUGUAUCUGUAAAUGAAACAUCUUUUUUGGAUGGCGACAUCUGGGAACCUGGUUGUUCAACUAUCAGUAUGUGUCAGAAGCUCCAGAAAGAAUUUACUAGGAAAAUUGAGAGUCGCUCUCAGAAAAUGGAUGAUUUUACUAAGCAGACUUUAAGAGCUGCCCACGAGCGUAUGACAGCAGUGAGUUACCAGCUUCAUGAAUGCAGGAUCAGGCAUCUGGACAAAUUUCAUUUUGCUCUCCUUGAGGAACUUGAGAAUUUUGAAAAAGAUUCGCAGUCCCUGAAAAACAUGGAAAAAGAAUUCUUGACCUUUUGGAAGAAACAUACACAUACUUUUAGUACAUACAUGAAAAAUGAGCAACAGAGAAUCCAGAUUCUUAAAACUUCAUUUGAAAAGAAUAUUAACUAUACUGUUGACUAUGAAGAACAUAUUUUUACUUCAGAGAUGCAUCUGAUGAAAGAAGACCUAAAAGGACUCCAAGAGAAACUUCUUAAAGAAAUGCAAGAAGAGGAACUGUGUAAUGUUCGCAGAGGAUUGCAGGCACUGUUUCCAUCAGAAGAAAGAACUCUCUAGUAAAAUCUUCAGGUACCUCCCUGAAAUUCAAGACCAAAGCAGAAAAAAGGCUGGGAUCCUUGUGAGGAACGGACAGCUGAGAAGAUAGGGAUGAAGCGAAGCCUAUUGCUGCGUAACUGCAAGAUGGUUAGGUCACAUUAGCAAUACAGCUCACAGGCAUUGUUUGAAAUUUAAAAAGCUGCUCUAAGUUACCCUUAAAAUAUUUUCCUGUAUUAUAUUUUUCAGCAUCAUUUUAAUGUGUUUUAUGCAACAUUUUUAUUAUCAGUGAAAGUAUGCAUCGGUGCUGAAUAGGAGUGUUACCUUCAUAUAUUAUUAGCUAAGUUUGUAGUUAACAGUAGAUAAUCUACUGUUCUCAAACUAAAAAUGGUUCUUCUGCUGAAGAAACUUUUCACUUCUUUCUGUUUACCCUUUUUGUAUAUUACACCUGUAGUAUCAUUAUAUUGUUGUUUAGAAUUAAUAGUAUUUUAUUAUUAAUAAAAAUAUUGGUAAAUAUAAUUAACAGUAUGUUAAAAGGCUAAUUAUAGCAUUCUGUAUUUCUGCAAAAUGACAGCAAGUUAUAAAAUUGCAAUAAGUAGAAAAUAAAAAUCUUUGGAUCAAGUGAUUGGGUAAUUCAAGUUGUCAGCUGAUGGUCGCGUAAGUCAAACAUGAAGAAGUUGUACAAAAUUACAGCUACCUAGCAAGCUUCAUUGGUCCUGGAUACCACAUCUCUCACGAUUCAUCAGUUUCUUCUAGUGUUGCCUUUACUGACAUAUAUUCUAAGUGUUGCACUGUGUGUUCUUACCUUCCAUUCUUAAGUGUUAGUUCAUCCAAAGAGUAGCACUGUAUGUCUGUUUCUUCAUCCCCACGCUGAGCAGCAGAAGAUAACUGAGUUAGUUCAUCCUCUCUUUGCAUUGAUUCUAUUCACCACCAGCAGCAAUUUAGCAGUAGGCUGUACAAUUUUACAUACCAUGUAUUAUUAUUUUUACGGUUCACAAAGAUCAUCUCAACAAAGCUACAGGAUUUUAAGUGCCUUUUUCAAGUUUCUAACAUUAAACAAUUUCCUAAUAGGGUUGCAUUUAAGACUCUUGCACAGAAAUUUUUGCCUAGCUAGUGUAUGUGCUAUUUUGCUGCUGUCUCAUCGGGCAUGCUUUCCAGUGAUCGGUGUAUUAUUUUUUUCUAAGUUCUUCCUUCUAGUAGUAUUUUGAGUAGAAUUCUCUCAUGCUUCUAGAUAUCGAGCAUUACUAGAGUGUCUCGCUUUAUAUUUUUCUCAAUCAGUUCGAUUUGCUUGGUUAUUAGCUUUUAUUAACUUUCUUCUUCUAACUGUCAGGAAAACAUUAAAAUAAUUUGUUUGCUAAACAUCAAAGUCUAUUGUUACCUUUCUACCAAAGAUUGUCCAAUUUAGUAGUUUUGAAUGAGAACACAGUGAACUUCAUUGUCAUUCCUCAGAGGGCCAGAAUGUCAGCUAGUGUAGAAUGACAAUGUUAAGCUGGAUAGGAUCUGGU
This is a messenger RNA of Cuculus canorus (common cuckoo), 6368 nucleotides long. It is a transcript of the gene SYCP2, whose product is annotated as synaptonemal complex protein 2. The record is from RefSeq and is a predicted model, not a curated record. Lineage: Eukaryota; Metazoa; Chordata; Aves; Cuculiformes; Cuculidae. The coding region runs from base 538 to 4887 and encodes 1449 amino acids. The transcript has 45 exons.